Messenger RNA from Trichomycterus rosablanca, 2014 nucleotides. It is a transcript of the gene sesn2, whose product is annotated as sestrin 2. Gene Ontology annotation, cellular component: nucleus. The coding region runs from base 72 to 1409 and encodes 445 amino acids. The transcript has 10 exons. NCBI's taxonomy places the organism in Eukaryota, Metazoa, Chordata, Actinopteri, Siluriformes, Trichomycteridae. The record is from RefSeq and is a predicted model, not a curated record. Gene Ontology annotation, molecular function: oxidoreductase activity, acting on peroxide as acceptor; L-leucine binding. Gene Ontology annotation, biological process: cellular response to leucine starvation; negative regulation of TORC1 signaling; positive regulation of macroautophagy.
CAUUUAUUCUAACAGAGAAAUAAAAAUACCGGCUCUUUAAUAGCUCUAUUACAUCAUAUGAUACUCGUAUAAUGAAGAGUUCUGUAGAAGUUCAUCAGCCCUUGUCAUCAGGACCUAGUGCCUUCAUUUCAGCUGAAGUGGUACUGGAAGAAAGACCGGGGCAGGAGGUGAUGACGGAACAUCUGAUGUCAGUUAGUAAUGCUGAUAAUAUUAUUGCAUUAAUGGGGCUGCAUCCUGCCUACCUCAACUGCUUUUUGCACACCCAGAAUGCUUUGCUGCAGCCAGAUGGCCCUUUACCACUGUCGUGGAGGCAUUACAUUGUCAUCAUGGCAUCUGCACGGCAUCAGUGUUCUUACCUGGUGCAGCUGCACAGCUCAGCCUUUCUAUCAGCUGGCGGGGAUGAGUCCUGGCUCAGAGGUAUUCACUCUGCUCCUCUUAAAAUUCAGCGGUUGCAGACACUCAACAAACUGCUAGCUCACAGACCAUGGCUAAUCACUCAGGAACACAUACAGGAGCUGGUGUGUCCAGGGGCAGAGCCCCGCUGGUCGUUGGCUGAGCUGAUUCAGGCUGUGGUUCUCAUGACCCAUGCACACUCUCUUUCCUCUUUUAUCUGGGGCUGUGGCAUUCAUCCAGAGCCUAACUGCCUAGCUAAACAGAAACGUCCACCACCCUCCCCAGCAGGACAAAAGUCUCCUCCUGCUAGCCAGAGUGGCACCGGCCAUCAACAGGAGUGGAGUGAGGCUGUGAAUGAAGUGGAGCUGUUGAUGGAGAAGAUGAUGAUGGUUCAGCAGCAUGAUGAAGAGUUCACACAGGAGGAGAUGGUUACUCGGUUUGAGAGAGAGCGGACUGAGAGCUUGCUGGAACCAGCUGAAGUGGUGCGCUCUGUUUUGCCUGAUUCUGUCUCACGGUUUGUUCAGGAUCCAGAUUUUAUUUAUCAGGACUUUAGUACAAGAGGAGAGCAGUCCCCACCGACCAUGAGAGCCCAGGACUACUCCUGGGAGGAUCAUGGUUUCUCACUGAUGAAUCGGCUAUACGGAGAAAUGGCCCAAUUGCUGGAGGAGAAGUUCCAGGUCGUGUGUGCUCUGACAUAUCACACCAUGGCCAUGCACACAGAUGUGGACACUUCCACUCUCCGCAAAGCUCUUUGGAACUACAUACACUGCAUCUAUGGCAUCAGGUAUGAUGAUUAUGACUAUGGGGAGGUCAACCAGUUGUUGGAACGUAAUCUGAAGGUUUAUGUUAAGACGGUGGCCUGUCACCCAGAAAAGACCACGCUGCGAAUGUAUUCUGCUUUCUGGAGACAGUUUCGCCAUUCAGAAAAGGUUCACGUGAAUCUGCUGCUGAUGGAGGCGCGACUCCAGGCAGCUCUGCUCUAUGCGCUCAGAGCCAUCACCCGCUACAUGACCUAGCAAACAAAAGUACAAGCUUUUGCUAUCAGCAUUAACCUGCUAGCUGAAGCACAAACAAUAAUAAAAGCACUGGUACAGUAUGCAGUUUAGUCUAACACUCUCUAUAAGCACAAACAUCCUCCUACCAACACACACACACACACACAUACACAUACAUACACGUCCCUUUACCAUCGAAACACUGGGUAACUGGAUAAAUUAAACACUACAGGCUUCUUUUUGAUCUCUCUGAACUGCACAUAUAUUUUUGAACUUUCUAGUUUAUUUCAGUUUAAUUCUGGUGUAAUACGGCUGCUUGGUCACAGUUGGGUUUGGGAACUAGCUCUGUUGUCAGGUGGAAUUCUUCUCCCAGUGACCUGUUUCUUAUCAGACUGUGAAUGUGUAUAUCUUCGUUAUUGCAGUAUUCUCUCCACAUUCUCUCUGUGUCUGUGUGCCCAUAUGGGCCAUCUGUACCAUUACUUUCUUCAUUACUUUAUCAAUGGUACUCAGUUGCUGGAUUUCAGCCAGUGGGAUUGUGGGAGGAGAGAAAAGCACGUUUUCUUUAUGUUCUUGCUUGAAUGUCUUUAAUGUGUUUUAUGUCCAAUAAAAUAUUUUUUACUAUUUAA